GUAUAUUCUUGCAGAUAUUCAAAAUACGAUCAGUUUUUCAUAUUGUGGCUUCAUUGGAAUGUGAAUUAAUUCGGUUGUCAAGUAAAUGGAAAGUGAAUCUCGUUGUUCUUUAUAUAUAUAAUGGGAUGCUCCUAUUCAAAGAAAGCUAAGUCACCCGGUUACGUGGAGGUGGAACCUGCUACUCUUGCUGCUGGGACACCAUUUACUGUGGGUGAAGUAGAGGCCUUACAUGAGCUCUAUAAGAAGUUGAGCAAUUCAGUUAUUGAAGAUGGUCUUAUUCACAAGGAAGAAUUUCAGCUGGCACUCUUCAGGAACAAAAGCAUGAAUAAUCUGUUCGCAGACAGGAUUUUUGAUUUAUUUGAUGUCAAGCGCAAUGGGGUCAUUGAGUUCGGCGAAUUUGUUCGAUCAUUGGGUAUUUUUCACCCAAAUUCACCGGUAGAAGACAAGAUUAAUUUUACUUUUAGGUUGUAUGAUCUGAGGCAAACUGGGUAUAUUGAACGAGAGGAGUUAAAGGAGAUGGUACUAGCACUUCUGCACGAGUCAGAUCUUGUACUUUCAGAUGAAGUUAUUGAAAUCAUUGUGGAUAAGACUUUUAGUGAUGCUGAUACAAAAGGUGAUGGUAGGAUCGAUCAAGAAGAAUGGAAAGCAUUUGUGGUUGAACAUCCAUCCUUGAUAAAGAACAUGACUCUACCAUAUUUAAAGGAUACAACCUUGGCAUUUCCCAGUUUUUUGUAAGAACAGAAACCCAAGACUCAAGAGGUGUGAGGUUUUGGUUUCACUGAGGAUGCUGUCUUUGAUUUCAUCUCCUGAGAUGGAUACUAAGCAUCACCUUAAUUUCUCAUGGUCCAAAGAAAAUCUGCUACACUGGGUUCUACGGUCGCUCAGCCUGUCAUCCAUCAACUGAGAGUUUUCCUCUACUAGCUGAAUGAAUCUAUGUUGUUAUCUACUAUCUAGGACUAUGAAUGGUGGCUGUGAUUUUUUAUUCUAAUGCAAAGCUUGUACAGUUAUACUGUAUGUACGAGAGGUGUAAUUAGACCACGUGGAUUAUGUGGUAUCAGAAUUUUAUAGUAUUG
Messenger RNA from Gastrolobium bilobum, 1073 nucleotides. Its product is annotated as calcineurin B-like protein 4. Gene Ontology annotation, molecular function: kinase binding; calcium ion binding. The transcript is spliced from 8 exons. Lineage: Eukaryota; Viridiplantae; Streptophyta; Magnoliopsida; Fabales; Fabaceae. The coding region runs from base 121 to 735 and encodes 204 amino acids. Gene Ontology annotation, biological process: calcium-mediated signaling. The record is from RefSeq and is a predicted model, not a curated record.